ACGGGCGGCGAUGAGCGGUCGCUGGUUCGCAGGGGCAGACACCUUAGCUGUCACAGCUGUUCGUGAAGUGCGCACACGGCAGCACCGUAUACGUGUGCGCACUGAUACACACAGCGACGACACGAUGGCCGCUCCAGGCGCGAGAGGCAACGCCGCCGCCACGGAAUCUAGGCUGCGCAUCGACUUUUAUUCGCGGACGAAAUGAUUUCCUUUUAGCCCGGUUUCAGGCGGUGGCGACUCGCCCGCUAGCGCGGAGCUAGCGCGCGCACACCGCGAAGUUGCAGCUAGCACGGAGGAGAUGGCCGCGCAGUGGAGCAAGCUCCCAAGCUCCCCUACCCCGAGCGCCACCAAUGGACCUGGUCCGGCAUGUGGACGGCGCCAUCUCAUUGGAUGACGAGAGUUCGCUUCUCCCGUCGUAUGUGUCGGAACGCCGCGAGUCCAGGCUUGUCCCGCUUCGGAAACGGGUUGUUUGGUGCAAAAUAACCUCUUCCGACGUCGAAAAGUGCCGCCCGAACACUGUGAGACCAACGAGGAUGUGGUACGACGAUUGUGCAGCAUACUCGGCGGGAUUUUCUGCGAAUCCCGCGACUGCUUUGGCUGUUGAGUGAUGAAGCGCGAAGCUGAAUGGAAGCCGUAAGACGACGACAGGGGCCCAUCAAGAUGGACCACGAGGAGGAAGAAGACGUGGACGAUCCACAGCAAGACAGUAGAUCUGGCCACAGCACUGAAAGUGAGGAAGCCACUGACCAGUCCUCGGGCUCUCCCAGCAGCGAAGGAUCUCCUAAGCAUGAUGAUGAAAUGGGUGAAGUCUCCCAGGACAAUACCGAUGACAACACUGACGUUGAUGAUGGGCAUGAGCCACUGAAUGAGAUCCGCGAUGGUGAGUUCCAGUUCCAGGUCCAGAGCUUCCAUAUUGUGACUGUAAAUGCCCGACAAGGGAAGAAGCAGUUCAAGUGUGACGUCUGCACAGGAACCUACCAGCAUGCUUUCAGCCUCAAGAGACACUUUCUCAGGACGCACGUUAACUACAAGUACCUGUCAGAAGCAGACAUCACAAACUGUAAUAUCAAUCUUAAUCUUGUGCGUCAAUUGCGGGAAGAAAGCGACUCCUUGCUGGGCACAGCAUUAGGUGAAUUGAAGUUUUUAGGGCUGUAUCGUUGCCACCUGUGUUCUGCUCUCUUUGAUGUAAGAGAUGAAUUAAAAGCACAUGUGAGCAGCCACGUGGAUGAUAAUGGCCAGAAAGGCUUCAGUUGUGGCCACUGUGAAAUGACAUUCACUCACCGUCAAAACCUUGUUCGUCACCAGUCCGUCCAUUCAGGAGAGAAGCAGUUUUUCUGCAAGCAUUGUGACAAGAGCUUCCCGAAUCCAGCGAACCGACGGCGCCAUGAAAAGAUUCAUGAGAGCUCGGACUUGCCUUUUCCUUGUUCAUUUUGUGCAGCUUCAUUUGACCAUGGUGUGCACCUUCAGAAGCAUCUCAGGAAGCACCACCCUGAGCAUUACUACCCAUGUGAGUUCUGUUCCAAGUUUUUUCUAGAGGAAGGGCAGUUAAAGAAACACAGGGCCACACAUCGAGCUCCCAUCGAGGGAUCAAAAGGAUGCAAGCCACCAGAAGCACAUGCUGUCUUCAGGCGAAAGCGUGUAAAAGGCUGUGAGCCUGAAAACAAGUAUCUCUGCAGCAUCUGUAAGCGUAGGUUCACCACAUUUAUAAGUUUACGCCAGCAUAAGAUAUCUGCCCAUGCAGCAGUGCAGCAAGAGAAACGGACGCGUUCCCUGCAGCCACGGAAAGAGCCAAUAUCUGUCCGAUCUCGGUCAGCGAAGCCAGCUGUAAAGGAACUGUCUGAGGAAGAAUUCUACAUGACAAUUGCUCAUCGCAUCUCUGAAAACCUGCUCUACCACCUGGAUGGGAAAUCUACACAGCUCAACAUAAAGCACGACCCAUGUGCCUUUCCAGAAGAGAAGAGUGAGAAGGCGACUGUUCAGUACAGCAUUCAUAACUUUCCGGCUGCUUUUGAUAUCACCCAAAUGAUGCAGAUUUACUCGAACCGUGUUCCAUCUAGCAACCAUGGAAUGUCUAAUGAUGGCUCAGACAACAGUGAAGAAACAGAGAGUAUCUUCCUGGGAGGUUCGCAGCAGGACCACAGCUGGCCUCAAAAGAGCAAUGGCGUUGCUAAUUUUAGGUCGCAGAAGGCUGGAGAGAAUGUGAUAGGACGCAACAUCCCUGUGACCUUUAUAUGCUCAGUGUGCGCAUCAAAAUUUAGUUCGAGGAAAGCCAUUGAUGAACAUAAGAUCAACAAUCACCCAAAUGUUGUUUGUACUCAUGUGGAAGUAGAAGGAGAAAACGAAGUGCCCCCUGAAUUGUGCUGGACAUUCACAAGUCCUGUCGGGUUCCUCCAGAGCAACACAGCCACAAUGAGAGCUGACCCAGCGCCAGCACAGGAGAACCUUGUCUGCACCAAGUGCAGCUCGAGCUUCACUUCUCGUGUUGACCUCCACCAGCACAUCCUGGACUGUGGUACCAACUCAGGCUUUCAGAAGCAGCUAACUAGGGGUUACAGUGUGCAUAGCCGCCUUGGAUGCUCUGUGAGGCAGCUUAGCGUGACUAGCAGAGAAGUCCAAGCAAAAGGAAAGAAGAGGCCACACAUUUCUGAGAGUCCCUUUGCAGAGGCUAAACGUGCUAAAGCAGGGGUCUGCUCACCUCAGUGUGAUGAGCAGGCCCUGGAUUUGAAGAUGCAUUCUGGAAACACUCCUGCCCAAUCUGUCCCAGACAUGGUUGUUGGAGAUGACAAAUCUUCUGUUGAAAAGCAGGAAGAUGCGGUUAACCAAGUUGAAAGUACAGGGCACACAGAAAACACAGAUGAUGAUGUUUCUGUUUCACAAUAUGCAGGAGGUGAACAUGAAACAAUUGUACUUGGCACUGCUGUUGAAAGUGCAGAUACUGAAAAAGUGGAAGAAUCGGACACAAGUGCUGUACAGUUGGACACAGCUGUUGUGCAUGACUCUGAUAAUAUGCAACAAUCUAGUCCUGAAGAAUUAGUUGUCAGUGCAACCAGCAACCACACACAUGAGGCUGCACUAGUCGUGGAAAAGACGAAUGACAUGCCUCCAAUUGUACCUGAAUCAUCUAUUAAAGAUGAUGUCUUGCCACAGCUUCGAGAAGACUCAUGUGAAGAAGUCAAAGCUGAAAGUGAUCAAUUUGAGUUUGCAGACAUUGAGCAGGCACCAUCUCCCAUAUUUGGUGAGGGUAGAAGAGUCCUGAGAAGCAAGACUGCAGCAGCCAGUAAUGCCACUGGUGGUGCUUCUUCUACUCUUGUAAACUCUCACACAUGCAGCACCUGCAAGCGAAGCUUUACAUAUCUGGCCAGCUUGAAAAAACACCUCAGAGAUAUUUGUCCCAACAAAAAAGUGGCUGGACAAAAGGUUGUAAAGCGGCGAAAGGCUGCGAAGAUCUCUAGAAAGGAAAGCACUUCAAGUGAAAUUCAAACAUGCACAGAACCUGUGCAGGAUGACACAGACAUGAAAAAGGAAAGCACUGAAACUGCCAGUUCUGGCUUGUUAAGUUCAGUGACCUUUCCUGAAGAAGCAGAUACAAGUGGUCUUGAACUUCUUGCCAAUGCUUCCAUAGAGCGGGCAGCCCCCAGCUGCCCCAGUGGGACAUCUUGGUCUCCUAGCAGCUGUCCUGUAAAUGCACCACCCAGCACUCUGCACACAAAAGAACCUCAAAAUAAAGUGCUGGCUGCACCACCACGCAGGCUUAGAGGAAAAGAACGUUUGGAUGAUGCCACCUCUGAGGCAUGUGACGUUGACCACAAGCCAGAUAUCAGACCCCACUCACAGGAGCACACCUGCCCCUACUGCCUUCACUCAUUUGCCUACCUCUCUAACUACAGAAAGCACCUCCGUGAAGUGUGCCUUUUAAAGAAGAAGGCCAAGCAGAAUGGAGACGGCAAUGAGUCCAUGUUCAGCGCGAAGACAGCUGGCUCAGAUGAGUCUCGUUCUCUUGUGGACAGAGCUGAUGGUCCUUCUACUAUUACCAUGUCCUUCAAGGGACGCAUUGAAAAUUCAGUCAUCAAUCUGCUUAGGAACCAGUCAAAGCAGGUAGAACUGAUUGGGGCCCAGGCAGCUGCAGUUAAGGAUCAACCCGGUGGGGCCAAUCAUUCCUCGCCUAACUUCAUGACUUUCUCAUGCCCGGUGUGCCACAAGAUCUUCCUCUCGUAUGUCAAGAUGCUGCAGCACCGCCUUUCUCACAAGCUUCAGACAGAUGAGCCAUCAGUAAAGGAGGAGAAGGCGGAUGUUCCUGAUGUACCGGAUUCCCACGAUGUAGAAAUGCCUUCAGCUGAUGAUGCAGGACAGGGUUUAGAUAAUAUACGACGGAGUGAUCGCAUCCAUUCUUCUACAUCUACUUCAGUUGUGAAAACAGAUGAAGAUCAGCGCUUCGAUGAAAUUCUUGUAGGUGUACGAGGCGGUGAAGGUGUUGAGAACGAUGCCCUUGAGGAGGAGCUGAAGAGAGAAGAGCACAACUAUGCUGUUUCUCUGGCUGAGCUGGACAGUCUUCCUGAUGAAGAUGAUGGUGAGGAUGCAGCUGAAGGGGAGGAAACCAAGGAAUCCCCUAGCCCUGUUGAAGUGGCACCUUCAGAAGCGAACACUGAAACCAAGCCAACAGUUACAGUCAAGAAAACUGGUACUGGAAAGAAGAGCCCAGCAAUUGAGCAUGGGAGCAGGCCAUCUGCUAAGGAGAAGGUGCGGCGCGGAAUGCGCAGACUCUCUGGCAGGGCAUCUAAGACUACAUCCCGGGACAAGUGCAGUGAGAAAAAGCCACCUGAGAACAAGCAGCUUAACGAAACACACACGACAGCCCUUGAGCGCCUUCCCAACGCUUCCAGCAUGGAACAAGCAGCUCCUAGUGGAGCGGCUAGUAGUGGUACCGCAGAUCAGCCACUGUACAAUGUGCAGCCAAAAGAGUUAGAAAGUAAGAAUCUGGCUGCAGCACGUGGCAAGGCCAAACGAGCAGAACCAUCAUAUAUCCCUGGGCGCAGUGGUCACCAUACGCAUGAGAUCAAACGCAAUGCACAGGAGCACACCUGCCCAUAUUGCCUUCACCCGUUUGUCCACCUCUCCAACUACCGAAAGCACAUUCGCGAAGCAUGCCUUUUGAAGAAAAAGAAGAAUAAGCGAAAUGAAGACGGCAAUGAAGCCGUGAUUAGACAAAGGACAACUGGCGCAGAUGAUUCUCAUUCUCUUGAGAGAGCAGAUUGCCCUGCCGCUACAAACAUGUCCCUUAAAGAGCCAGUUGAGAAUUCAGUCAUCAACAUGCUUAGAAACCAGUCAAAGCAAGUGGAACUGAUUGGAGCUCAGGCAGCUGCAGUCAAGGAUCAACCUUGUGGGGCGAACCAGUCUCCACCGAAUUUCAUGACUUUCUCAUGCACGGUGUGCCACAAGAUCUUUCUUUCGUAUGUCAAGAUGUUGCAACACCGCCUUUCCCACAAGCUCCAGACAGAUGAGCUAUCAGAGAAGGAAGAGAAGACGGAGGGGACCGAUGCAGUAGCUGAUGUAGAGAUGUCUUCAGUGGCUGUAGCAAGACAUAGUCUUGGUAGUGGGGGACAAGUUGGUCAGGGUGCUACAGCUGUUCUUGUGGUAAAGACAGGUGAAAAGUGCUUCAAUGAUAUCGUCAGUGCACGAGGCACUGAAGGUGUGGAGAGCUCUGUUGUGCAGGGGAAAUUCGAGAGAGAAGAUCCCAACUGUGUUGUGUCUCUGGCUGAGCUAAACAGUCUUCCUGAUGAAGAUGAUGGUGAGGAUGAAGGGGAGAAGAAAGAGGAUUCUUUGAGCCUUUCUGAAACGGGGCUCUCAGAAACCACCACUAAAAAGGCAGCUCGUGCAACCAGAAAGAGUAGUGCAGGCAAGAAGAGGCCACAAAGUGAGCAUGCAUCAUCCAAAGACAAGGUGCAGCGUAAAAUUUCUGGCAAAGUAUUGAAGACCACUUCCCGGCGCCAGCAUUAAUGAUGUUGAAGGGAAGUGGCUCAUGUUUUGUUGUGUACAUUUUUAAGAUUGAUAAUUUAUGGCUGUGUUUAGUAUGGCCAUACACUGAUUGUCACAUGCUUGAGCAAUACCUCCCAACUGCGACACAAUACCUGAUAUUUAGAGUUGGAGAACUUGUGCCAGGAAUACAAUUUGGAUUCUGUUGAACUGAUCAAUGUGUGCCUUGUGUGUUAGAUUAGUACUGUAAAACAGCUGAACCAGUGGUGGGUCUUUCAGCAGGCCUGUGCUGUAGACUUGAUGGGGCAUCUAUGGAAAUGAGAGUUUGUGCUAUAGAGGCCUCUGUACAAAAUGGAAACUCGUUUUUUGUCAAGAAAUGUCAGUAGAUGAAGGCACUUUUAUUUAUGAUGAAUGUUUAGUUUCUCAAUGCUGUUUUCUGCUUAAGUAUAGAAAUUAGUGCAAAUUGUUUGUGGUUUUAGUGUUAGUUGCUUAAAACUUCAGGCAAUAAUAACAGGUGUUGCACAUCAAAGUUGCUUAUUAGAUGAUCUGCCGAAUGAAACAAAUGCACAGGCAACAUUUCAGGUAAACCUUGGAUAUUCCUUUGUCGAACUUGCAUAAGCACUUGGUCGUUGCCUCGCCCACCUGCCUCACCCGUUCUCCCCUUUAGAAGAACCAUACCUAUAGGAGGUAUGCACAUGACGUCAUCCGCUAGGAGCGUUAGCGGCAUUCGCGGAGGCCGCCAUAACUGCGGUCGCAAGUUCGCGCUGCCUAUGCAAGCAGGCCUGCUUCGCCAAGGGGCCCACUGAUACGCACGAACCAUCAAACGACCUUUUCAAUGUGCCUUUCUGACUUGGCUAUAGAGUAGUACGUCUUAGGUCAACGAUGGACCUAAGCACGUAGGUGCGUGGGUUGAGUGAACCAGAAAAACCAGAAAACGUAGUGCGCUCGUGCGACUUUGUCGACCAGCUCUAACUCAAAGAUCAUCAGCUUCGACGUGAUGUCGGUCUACUGCCUCGCGUGGACGUCGCAGACAUCAAGGAUUACACUGCGAAUGCAACAAGCUUCGCGACCCGCGAGCAAUCGAAAUCCUACAAGUCGAUGGAAGGUCACAAUAAUCUGGCGAGCGGCUGGGUGCAGCAGCCACGCGUCAAAGUGCUCGCGUAACAUGAUCGCCUUCAUUACGGAAUUUACACCGCGUUGUCCACUUACGUCGUCAAAGGGUAGCGUUAAAUUUGCUUCAACGAAAAAAAAAAUGACCCCCCUCCCUGCCUCCGAGAACUAAUCACUGAUUUGCACAGCCUUCGUAAUAUUUAUGUUACGUCACUUAUUCUGGUCUUGCCAAAAAAGUCUUUUUUUUUUUGCCCUCCCGGGUUUGUCAAUCACAAUCAUUCGACGAAAAGCCACGCGCACCAUGGCUUCUCGUAAAAUAAAAUGGCGAGGUGCUGGCGGCACACUGCGCCUGCAAGGCAGGCCUGGCAGAGACGUGCUCGCACAUAGCUGCUGUGCUCUUUUACAUUAAGGUUGUAGUUAAGAAGAGAAAUAACCACGUGUCGAGAAAAACCCAAUCUGGACAACAUAUUCCUAUCAUCGAGUUUCUUUCUUGUGUGACUGCUGCAUCCGAACAUAGCACAGUUCACCGCGACACCGAAGCUCAGUUGACGCACGGCCACGCCGGAGCGUAGUCUGUCCGGAUACGUAAACAUUGUACCUGUUCGUAGACGUAGAACAGCACUGCGCUCGAGACACUGAAACGUCCUGCUUAUACAUCAGUGACUGGAGAAGAAAACAAGGCGAACGGCGGGCCAAAAGAUAGGGAUCAGAUGUUUGCGCGAGUAAGACCGCUGCCAUUUUUUUCGAUGCUCCCCGACCGUCAAUAUGGCGCGGCUGCCCCAGCGACACUGUCGCCGCCUCGCGGGUCGAGCUCAGUGCAUACCUCCUAUAUAUGUACUGUGCUGUGGAAAGCAUACGACACCUUGAAACAGACGAGUCCACUUGUCGAAAUGUUGGCUCUCGCUUUUACCUUGUUCUCGUUUUGCUCAUUGUUUUGAAUUUCCAUCUCCCGCCUUCCCUAUGUUUUUCCCUGUAUAAGCACUGGAAGUAGCACAAACAACAGGGAACAUUACUGACAUUGAAAGGGUACUGAGAUAUUUUGAAGUUGUAGAAAGCACCACACACUUAAGCAAUAAGGCUAGACAUGGUGUCAUAACUAAAGGAGAAGUAAGCAAGAGUGCUGCAUUUCUUGUAACUGCAUUUGUGUGUGGGAAUUGUAGCGAUUGCAAACAUGGAGUGAGGCAACAUAUCAUAUCAUUAUGCAUCCAUCUCUAGAGUACCAAAACCUAAAGUGAUUCAUAGGAAUAAGUAUUAUAGUAAAUGAUACGGAGUGCUCUGAUGCUUACUAGCAUUCUUUCUGGGUUUUAAGGAGUUUGGCUUUUUAGUUAAUGCAAAAAUAUGACAAGCUGAGAAUUUCAUGUCAAUACUCCUUUAAAAUGUGAUGUGUUAGUGGUUUAAAAAAAAAGUCUAAAUUGUAUGAUAGGCCUUGCCUGGCUUUGACCUGUGCAAAUAGAGCACAGUUAGCAAGGUUAUCACAUGUCCUGUGAACUGUACUGGCGGGGCAGUGAAGCAGCUUCCUCAUACUUGUGAUGCACACUGUGCGCAUAAUGCACAAAUCAUUCUUUUGUUGAACCUUGGGUCCUUGCAGAAGAGCUUGCAGUUCAUUUUCCUUGUGCUUUAUUUUUUAUCUAUAAAUGCAACGCUUAUGAUCAUGGAAAAAAAAGAAUAUAUGGCCAUCUUUCUGAUUGCUUAUGUUCCUGGGAGGAGUACACAGAAAAUAAGCUAGUCUAACUUGGCACUAUGAGGUAGCUGUAGAAUGUUCGAGUGCUCUGUUUUAUAAGUAAAAGUACAUGAAACUGUUUCACACUUACUAUCUUGACGCAGUGUCAAGGCAGUGCGCCAGUUCCUCUUCAAUUCAUUCACGGUGAAAACUGAAGCGUCAGUGGUGUGUGUGUGUCCUCUUGCAUCAACUUUGUUGCAUUUACUUGCCUCCAAUAUGAGGAGAGGUUGGUCAUUUGGAAGAGCUAGAAACACAUGGCUGGUUGAGGACAGGUGGUAGCUGCAUUCUCUUGUUGGUUGUACGAUAAACAAAGAAAGUGCACUGAUAACUUCCUUUUAUUGAUUUAUGUGUUCUGCAUUUGGAACGCUAGAGGGGCUUGCACAAUGCCAGGAAAGUUUUCCUUUUCAUGGUUUAUGUGGUCUGAUGACUCGGAGGUUCUCGCUGCAGUCUUAAAUCUAGGUUUUGUACUUUGCAUCUUCUGCUUCAAUCUGUGCUUUGUGUGGAGGAGCCAUUGUCAGUGUCUGCUGAAGGUAUUUACCUUGCAAACACAAAGAGUACAAACAGGCACACUGCAAGGCUUGUGUGUGGCACUGCAUGGCAAAGCUGGCAUGAUACAGCUGUAGCCAUCUACCAGUCUUGUCUAAAGACUGGAACAAUCUGUAGUGGGGAUUCCUCAGCAUGAGAUGUGCCAUCCUAUAAGUGCGGCCUUGGUGCCAGGAAUACUGUUUUGCUAUGUGCAAGAAAAAUAAGGGGAUCUCAAGGGCUCAAUUUUUGUUAGUUACAACAAAAGCAUGUUCCACAUCUGCUGCCAUGGCCGUCAGAGGUGCUGGCUAGCACGUCUAAUCUUGUACACAAGCACAGAUACCCUAGAAAGUGUCCAGGAUGAUGGCCAUUGCAGUAACUUAAUUGGUAAAGCCCUGCACACAUCUUGCAGGAAAUGUGGGCUUGGCUGCAACCAGCGGCAAUUUAUCUUUUUGCCCACUUUCAUUUCCAUUUGCCUCAUUAUUUCUAUGUUUCAACUAAACAUGACAAUUAGUUUCUCCUACGCUUUCUCUGGCUUUAUUGCCCGUUUUCUUCGUAUGAAUUGCUGUGUAGUUUCACGUGAUACAUUCGAAAUGGCUGGCAUAACUGUGGUGGCAUGUUCAGCUGGCAUCCAGUGGACCCGAAAUCGAACAACGAGUUUGUGCGGGAUUUUUUUUCAGCUUGUGGCUCGUUUCAAUCAUAACCAUCAUUUUGCAGCAUUAUUCCAAGGCAGGAAAAAACUCGUAACAACUGUUGCUGUAAAUAGUUUUAAGCUUGCCAAAUUAGAGCAUCUGGCAAAGGCAGACUUCUGACCGUUGUGUAGAGAAAAACGUCAUUCGAUGUGAUACAUUAAAGGUGUCCUGAACCACUUUUUAUCGAAGUGGAGAAAGACAUUUGAAGUGAAGAUAGGCUAUUUCGGAACCACUUUGCCACAAAAAGUACUUGAAUGCGUUCAGCAGAAGCAGAGUUAUAGGCAAUCAAACACGGCCUCACCGGUGUUCCCCUUCCUUCUCCAUUGCCUUGCACUGCGAAGGCUACGGCAGAGACGUCACCAGGGUGCGCAAUUCAAAUUUCCAAUUUGGUGUCUAUACCACGCUAAAUGUAAGCCAAACACGGCUGCCCUCAGAGAGCCGCAGUGUGCUUAGCCACUGGACUCAUGGCGGCACCUCGCAGCGGCCGCACUGUAGCCGAGCGCAGCGACCAAUAGCAGCCACGUAUUGGAGUGUGCUUUUUGAUGAAAUAGAGCACACAGAAAAGAGCGAGGAGCGUGGGGUUUUUGAAACAAGAGCGUUUGAGAAAAAGGUGACUUCGUGCUCUGCUUGCGAGCUCCACAGACCACAUACGACAGCAGAACAUGGCUGAGAUGUUCACAACAGCGUAUGCUACCCGCAGACUGUGUUAUUUCACCAAGCCCAAGGGGUGGAUCAGGGUCCCUUUAAUAUUGUUACGAAUGUAUAAUCGAUUUAUUUACUGUGAAAAGGGUAGAGAAGACAUGGGAUGGUCCAAAACAGCCGAUCACUCCAAAAACCUUGCACCACAUCUUCUUUCUCUUCCACGCUCCUCCGGUGCGGUGUUACAUUUUCUCCGGGGCAGACGAAGCUCACCGAGUGAGUCAGAGUGCACAUUGAUGGUGUGGUUUCAAUCGUGCGACGUGUACAACUUGCGUCUUGCAUGAACGGCGGUUAUCAGCCGUCAGUUUAGCGAUGGCAUAGGUCACUUUACUCAAGCAUUUGAGAAUGAUGAAUGGGCCCGAAUACUUGGAGAGAAGCUUUUGGCAAAGUCCCCUUUUCAGAACCGGUGUCCACAAUAUUUUAUAUAUGAUGGAGGCACUGAAUAUAAAUAAUAGAGUACUGUUAACAAGAAAUAUUAAACAUAAAUUGUGCGUGAAACAUAAAUGCUGAAACAGUGCUUGUAUUUAAGAAGCCAGCUGGAAGGACAGAAUACACACCAAGUAUUGAGACUGCCAACCUUGUUAAACGUAUGCUCACCACAGAGCUUGUGUUCAAAUGUACAGACUUGAUUGCAAAGUGCCAAUGGAGCUGAUCAUCUGGGAGUCCCAACCUCUUCCAGCCAUGUGCAAAGUGGUCGCAAGGUGGCUGCAAAGCAGACUAUGCCAAUCCAUGCAGGAUUGGCACAGCUUGCUUUUGAGAGGCGGGAUGUAUGUUGGGAUGAACACAAUUGGCUGCUUGUAACUACUUUCUUUUUGCAAAACAUUUCUUGGCUGUAAACCAUUACAAAUGCAACCAAGUUUGGUGCUGCAAUGACAGUGAACCAUGAGAGACAGAACCUGGGUGGCUGAUGUGUGAAGAAGAGCAGACUCGCCUACACGCUGCACAAUGAGGUUUUUCCAAGAGUAUCAUGUUUAUUAUGAAAGUACAUAUUUGAGGUUGCUGGUAUUGUAUAAUUCACUCUACAGCUUAGAAACCCCAGGACAAACAGCCAGAGAGGGAAGGAAACGUAGCGCUUACUACCAAGUCUUAUUCGGUAAAGUGUGCAAAAUAUGCACAGAAGGCCAUUAUCACCACAAGUGAACUGUCAUGGCAGUAAAUGGCAAUAAACAUUUGCACCAAAGUGAAGCGCUAUCAACUGCCAUUCCUAAGAAAUGGUAAUUCAUUCUCUGAAAAAGCAUUCAAAAGAGUACCAACACAGAUAUCUCCCAAAUGUGCAUUUCUUUUGGCCUUGAUGGUUUCUUGUCUUAGGUGAACCUUGCACCUGCUGAGAAUAUUGCGUUGUUUUAACAAAAACAAACACGCCACAGCACGUAAUGGGCUGACCGUGAGCCUAUGUGCAUAUGCUUGACAUUGUUGUCAUGUUGUCUUAUCACUUAUCUGUCUUAUCAGUCAUAGCGUUUACCACUUUUAAGGGGUAUGAAGUAUACCAUGUUUUCCAUACACUCGAAAUAAUUAUUUUUACCAGCUGAUGUUGCUUAGUGGCUAGGGCAUUGCAUUGUUAAGCUUGAGAUCGCGGGAUCAAAUGCUAUCCACAGCGGUCAAAUUUGAUUGGGGCAAAAUGCAGACACCUGUGUACCGUGCAUUGGGUGCACGUUAAAGAACCCCAGGUGGUCAAAUUAAUCCGGAGUCUCCCACUAUGGCAUGGCUCAUAAUCAAAUUGGGGUCAGACCUCGAAAUUUAAUUUUUUUAACAUAUUUAUUUUUCUUAAAAUUUUCUCAAGUAACACAUCAGCACUAUGUGCAAUCUAUUAUGGCUGUUUGUCCUGUGUGCAGUGGAUUACAUCAUAUUAAGCCUUUUCUGGCAUUUGAAAAAUUGCCCAUCACUUUACGAUUGGUUGGGAAAGAUUGUUACUCUUGUAUACAUUUAUACUUAUUUUGUGACAUGUUAACCUAAUUGUGUAUUGACUACUCGUAACACUUUAAUGGAAGGAUUCUUGACAUGUACGUUUACUGGAUGCAUGGUGUAAUCAUACUGCCCUUGCUUACUCAAGUUUGGUUGGUUACAAGAAAUUGUUGAUGGCAUAAAAGACCUUGUAUUAGUGUCUUGUCAUUCACUGAUGGUAUUGCGUGUCUUUAGUAGAAGUCUCACAUUUCUCAGAGUUUUAUCAUACAUAUAUAUACUUUUGCACCCAUCAUAUUUCUAAAUAUGCAUUGGAAAAACUCCAUCAUUUCACUGUACACCAAGAAAAAGAAAUAUGCAUCUUUGCCAUUUAGGAUGUUUGGCUAAUAAGGAGAGUGCUUUCUGAUGUUUAAUAAACGCAUUUUUCUCUCCGA
Molecule: messenger RNA, 13046 nt
Organism: Dermacentor albipictus
Lineage: Eukaryota; Metazoa; Arthropoda; Arachnida; Ixodida; Ixodidae
Biological process (GO): regulation of DNA-templated transcription
Molecular function (GO): RNA polymerase II cis-regulatory region sequence-specific DNA binding; DNA-binding transcription factor activity, RNA polymerase II-specific
Source: RefSeq, a predicted model, not a curated record